AAAGGUAAACAAACGCACCAGCAGCUCCAGUGUGUGUGUGUGUGUGUGUGUGUGGGUGGGUGCGCGCGCGCGUGUGUCUUGCGGCGGUCGGCAGAGCAGCUCGGGCUGGCGCGCUCCAAAGGAUACGAAACUAAACACCACGACAAAACAGAAAAUCAUGCUGCUGGAAACUCUGGUAGUUUGUGCGUUCUCGGUUUUGCUCGGCCCUCGCGUGUGUGUGGGCUAUGUGUUUCAGGCUGCUCAGCCAACAGGAGAAAAGGAUGAUGGUCCUCCACACACUAAAAUAUCUGAAUGGGUGAGCUCAGCAGGCUCAUGUAAGGGGCGGUGCUUUGAGCUGGUAGAGGCGGAGCCUCCAGGUUGCAGGUGUGAUAACCUGUGUAAGACUUACUACAGCUGCUGCGCUGACUUUGAUGAACAGUGCCUCAAAACUGCUGGGGGCUUUGAGUGCACUGCUGAGCGGUGUGGGGAGAGCCGAAAUGAGGACUAUGCGUGUCAGUGUUCAGAGGAUUGUCUGGAGAAAGGAGACUGCUGCACAAACUACAAAUCUCUCUGCAAAGGUGAGAGUACGUGGUUGGAAGAUGACUGUGAGGAGAUUCAUUCUGCAGAAUGCCCAGCAGGUUUUGUGCGACCUCCCCUGAUCAUGCUGUCUUUAGAUGGAUUCCGAGCUUCCUACAUGAAGAAAGGAAAAUCUGUCAUCCCCAACAUCCACAAACUGAAGAUGUGUGGGACCCAUGCCCCUUAUAUGAGACCAAUGUACCCUUCUAAAACUUUCCCCAACCUCUACACUCUAGCCACGGGCCUGUACCCAGAGUCUCAUGGUAUUGUGGGUAACACAAUGCAUGACCCAGUGUUUGAGGCAAACUUUAACCUACGUGGGAGAGAGAAGCUCAACCAUCGCUGGUGGGGAGGGCAACCUAUCUGGAUAACAGCAGAGAAACAGGGAGUGAAGGCAGGGACCUUCUUCUGGCCUUGGGUGAUUCCACUGGAGAGGAGGAUCCUGACUAUACUGAGAUGGUUCCACUUGCCUGAUGAUGAAAGGCCGUAUGUGUACGCAGUGCACUCAGAGCAGCCCGAUACGUUCGGACACAGACUUGGACCUUUCAGUAAUGAGCUGGAUAAUCCCCUCAGAGAAAUCGACAACAUCAUUGGUCAGCUGAUGAAUGGACUGAAACAAAUGAAUUUACACCGCUGUGUAAACAUCAUCCUAGUGGGUGAUCAUGGAAUGGAGGAGGCCCACUGUGACCGGACGGAAUAUCUUAGUUCAUAUGGACUUAAUGUUGAUGACCUCACGCUCAUCCAGGGUUCCUCUGGGAGGGUGCGACCCAAGAACCGGAACAUGCCAUAUGACCCAAAAGAGAUAGUAGCUAAUUUAACUUGUAAGAUGCCAAUUCAGCACUUUAAACCAUACCUGAAGCAGCACCUGCCCAAACGUCUGCACUAUGCCAACAACCGCAGGAUUGAGGACGUCCACCUGUUGAUGGAAAGGAAGUGGCUGGUAGCGAUGGCUCCUCCUGAGAGUCGUUUACCUGGCAGUUGUCGAUAUUUUGGCGAUCAUGGAUUUGACAACAAAAUAAGCAGCAUGCAGACAAUCUUUUUGGGACAUGGACCAAGCUUCAAGUUCAGGAACCAAGUUCCUCCUUUUGAGAAUAUUGAGCUUUACAACAUAAUGUGUGACCUCCUGGGAUUGACUCCUGUCCCUAAUAAUGGAACUCAUGGCAGUCUGAACGCCAUGCUGAGAAAUCCUCCAUACACACCUACACGACCAGAGGAAGUGACGUCACCAAAACCUCUAGAGCCUACCUCCACCUCCACUGCCAUCUACAGCUUGGGAUGCAGCUGUGAUGAAGAGAACAAGAUUGAGGAAAGCACUCAGAGGUUUUCCCCAGAAGACACUGGUUUCCAGUUAAACAAUGUCACCCACCUUCUGUUUGGCCGUCCUGCUGUCCUGUUCCAGUCAUCCUACACGUUACUGCAGCACAGUGACUAUAUUAGCGGCUACAGCUAUGAGCUUCAAAUGCCCUUGUGGACAGCAUUCACCAUUACACCACAGGCAAACACCACUGUGGACAGCACUGCCCUCCCAUUGUCUGACUCGGAGUGUGUGAGAGCAGAUGUCCGUGUUGCUCCUGAACACACACAGGGCUGCCAAUCCAGCAGCCACGACAUCGAGAUCGUCCGUGGAUUUCUUUACCCACCUGAUUUCUCUCUUACACCUGAAUCCAGAUAUGAUGCCUCCCUGAUCACAAACACCGUGCCCAUGUACCCCUCUUUUAAAAAAAUUUGGAACUAUCUGCAGAAGGAAGCAUUGAGGCGCUAUAGUGAAGAGAAGAAUGGCAUUAAUAUAAUCACUGGGCCCAUAUUUGACAUUAAUUAUGAUGGCCUGAGAGACACGGUGGAGAAGAUAAAAGAGCAUGCAGGUGGUUCUGUCCCAGUCCCCACUCAUUACUAUGUGAUAAUAACAAGCUGUGAGGUGGAGAACACAACAGUAGAAGAGUGUGAAGGAUCCUUCUCGACUGUUACCUUCAUCCUGCCACACCGCCUUGACAACUCGGAGAGCUGCAAUAGUUCAGAGGAGCCGUCCGUCUGGGUCGAGGAGAUUCUGCGGACACACACGGCUCGAGUUCGCGAUGUGGAGCUACUGACUGGACUGGAUUUCUUCCGCUCGACAUCCUUGCCCUACACACAAAUCCUCACCCUCAAAACCUACAUGCACACCUUCGAGGAAGACGUCUAACCCCACGGAGACACUGUAAGGAUGGGAACGUCGUGGCAACAUCAUUCAACAUCAGUGUUCUGUCUCUCUGUCCUUCUACCUGGGUCAACUGAUGCUUAGGUGUAUAUUUUUUAUACAGUUUGUCAUAUUUAUUGUUCACUUAAAACAAAAUAAUGACAGUACCACAUGUAACUCAGCUUAACUUAGAAGGCUUUUUGUCUGUACAGCACCUGAAAAUUGGACUCACAGUAUUUGUGCUGUCUGUCCUAGAUUGCGAAUAGGUUGUGUUGGUGUGAGUGAGGACUGUGUCUUUGUGCCAUUUACACCAAUCAGACAUAACAGUAUGACCACCUCCUUGUUUCUACACUCAUUGUCCAUUUUAUCAGCUCCACUUACUCUAUAGGUGCACUUUGUAGUUCUACAGUUACAG
Molecule: messenger RNA, 3143 nt
Organism: Pygocentrus nattereri (red-bellied piranha)
Lineage: Eukaryota; Metazoa; Chordata; Actinopteri; Characiformes; Serrasalmidae
Gene: enpp2l
Product: ectonucleotide pyrophosphatase/phosphodiesterase family member 2
Exons: 25
Coding region: 158-2734 (858 amino acids)
Biological process (GO): immune response; phosphatidylcholine catabolic process
Molecular function (GO): calcium ion binding; alkylglycerophosphoethanolamine phosphodiesterase activity; scavenger receptor activity
Source: RefSeq, a predicted model, not a curated record